UCUGGACUUUUGACCGAGGUGCGCGGUGCGUCGUCUCUGAAACGGAGUCCAGAAAAUAUGUGACAUUUUAUGUGGCAUUAAAAAGGAGUUAAAAAUGUUUGCCCGAUGCUAACCUACAAACAGUGACCUUUUUUUCCGUGAAUCGAGCGCAUCAAGUGAGCGGAGCAAAGGACCGACGGAUAACUUCUUGACCGCGAGGCGCUCUACCCGGCAGCACGAAAUAACGGAGAACGGAAGCGCACGCGUAAUAAAAGGUUUUUGCUAUACUACUGAUCGUGAUUAGUAGACUAUGCUGUUCUCGUGUAUCUUCAUUUUGCCACAGUAGGCUAUCACUUGAAACAAAGGUAUGACCCUAAGUGAAGUCUGCAGACCGAGAAAGUCGUUCGUUUGGGUGCGCGAGCUCGGACUGCAACCGGGGAACGGGAAAUAAAUCGGUGCGCUUACGGGACGCAUGUAAGCGCGCUCAGAGAGACGCGCGCAUGAUGAGGAGAGACCGGAGACGCACAUUUCUGAACGGGACCGUGGACCUUUCCGUCGGACGUUACUGAGCUGAGCUGCGUGACAGAGCUCACGGGCGAUGGCGUCUGAGGUUGUGUGCGGACUGGUGUUCAGGCUGUUACUGCCAUUCUGCCUCGCAGCAGCAUGCUUGUGCAGGUACAACGGCCUCUCCCUCGUCUACCUCAUCUACCUCCUGCUCAUCCCGCUGUUUCCUGAGCCCUCAGGCCCCACCAUGCAGGGCCACACGGGGCGCUUGUUGAAGUCCCUGUGCUUCACCAGUGCAACCUUCCUCCUGUUCCACGUCAUCUACCAAAUCACCGUCAACAGCCUGCUGGCAGGGAACGCCAUCAACACCGGCUUCAACUGUUCGGGGUGGGAGAAGUCCAUACGACAGAUAGGAUUUGAGAGCGUUGUAGGGGCGGAUGCUGGGAACGGUAUCCGAGUGUUCCUCCCAGACAUCGGCAUGUUCAUGGCCGGCCUGGGAAUCUGGCUGCUGUGCAGAAGCACGGAGCAGAAGAGACCAGCGGAGGAGAUGGUACAGUACAACCAGGACUUCAAGACCGAGGAACAGGACGGCGAGACAGAGGAGAAGCAGGACCCUUGCCAGGACAACAACGAUGAUGAUGAGAUGCUUUUCGAAGAGGACUUUGAUGCCGAGGACGAGGCGGAGGACGAGGACGAGGAGAACAACGAGGAUGAGGAAGAGGAGGAGGAGGAGGAGCCAAAGGAGAGCGCCAAGAUGAAGGUCUUGCGUCUGGUGGCAACAGUGGCGUCCAAAGUGAAGGAGAGCAUCGGUAAACUCAUCACAACGGCAGGCAAGGUGGUGGUGACCAUACUGCUGGGUCUAACAGGCAUGAUGCUGCCCUCGCUGACCUCGGCGGUGUACUUCUUCGUUUUCUUGGCGCUGUGCACUUGGUGGUCCUUCUGCCGAAGCUUCGACACGCUCCUCUUCAGCUGCCUGUGCGUGCUGAUGGCCAUCUUCUCUGCAGGGCACCUCCUCGUGCUCUACCUCUACCAGUUCCAGUUCUUCCAGGAGAGCAUACCGCCCGACGACCACUACAUCAGAGUGUUUGGCAUCUCCCCUAUAGUUAAGACAGACUGUUCCUACACAUGGAGGAUCAAUGUGAACUCAACCAAGUGGCAGCAUUUUGUCAAUCCCAUCAUGCUGCUGGUGUUGUACUACACGCUGGCCACGCUGAUCAGACUCUGGCUGCAGGACCCCAUGAUCACAGAGAGUGAGGAAGAGGAGAAGAAGGAAGCCAAUGGUGCGACCUUCACAGCCCACAGGAAGAGGCACCUGUGGUGGAGGGCUCGUCAGAGGACAGAGGAGAAGAAUGCGGUAGUGGUGAACACCAAUGGGACAUCUUUUGGUUAUGUCACCACCCUAAAUUCAGAGAAUGGACCAGUCAGCUUAGACCUCUAUUCUACUCCUAAAUAUAAAGUGGAUCAAACCAAUAAUAUUGAAGACCGGAAUGAGAGAGACGUGUAUGAGGUGGUGGAGGUGCCCCCGGAGGAGGACGAGGACAAAAGCAUGGAAGAGGAGGAAGACGGCACCCCCGCCGCGCUCACCAAAGUUUUCCGGUUCAUCAUGAAGCAAAGCUACGUCUGUGCUCUCAUCGCCAUGAUGGCCUGGAGUAUCACGUACGUGAGCUGGCUGACCUUUGUCUUCUUGCUGUGGUCCUGCACACUGUGGAUGGUGCGGGACCGCAGGAAGUACGCCAUGCUCACCUCGCCUUUCAUGGUCGCCUACGGCAACCUGCUGCUAGGCCUGCAAUACAUCUGGAGCUGGAAGGACAUGUCGCCCGUGCCUGGGCUCUUCCCGGAGUCCAAGUCGGAGGCCAAGUCGGAACCCUUCACCGAGCUCAGCUCCAAGGUGCUGUAUCUGCUGAGUUUCUGGCUGCUCCUACGUCAGACGCUGACCGAACGGAAGGACAAACAGAAGGAAGAAGCAGUGCUGUCAGAAGUGACCGCCGACUCGGAGAAGAGAGAGGUAGAGAAGACAGAGGCAGAUGAGGGCGGAGAGGAUGACCUGAUGCAGAUGGUGGGGAAGCUGGUGACAGCCGUGCUGGUGAAGUACUGGAUCUACGUGUGCAGCGGCAUGUUCUUCUUCGUCAGCUUCGAGGGCACCACCGUCAUGUACAAGAUCAUUUACAUGAUGCUUUUCCUCUUCUGUGUCGCCUUCUACCAGGUGCACUAUGAGUGGUGGCGCAGGAUCCUGAAGUAUUUCUGGAUGUCGGUGGUGAUGUACACCAUGCUGGUACUCAUUCUCAUCUAUACCUGCCAGUUUGAUGCCUCCAUCCCCACCUGGUCCAACAUCACAGGCAUAAGCCCGGAGAAGCUGAAGGCCCUUGGACUGGAGAAGUUCGACUUGGGGACUCUGUUCACAAGUAUUUUCAUCCCCACCUCCUUCCUGCUAGUGUGCAUCCUUCACCUGCACUACUUCCAUGAGCACUUCCUCGAGCUGACCGACCUCAACACCGUGGCUGCCAAACAGGACAGCGCCAUCUACAGACUCGCCCAUCCGGACGGGAGCCUGGCCGACAUCACCUUGAUGAGCUCCUCACCAGAGCCGUUCUUUGAGGAGGAGCAAGACAAGGAGAAGGAGGUUUUGGUUAUGGAGGGUGUAAUGCAGGAGGAAAAAGAGGAUGGCUCGGAGCACCAGUCCAGCCAGGAGGACCUCCAGCAGGAGAGCGGAGCAGAUCCAGAACCCCCGUCAGACCAGAGCUCAGAUUUGAAGAACAAGUGGCACCUGGUGGUGGACCGUCUGAGCGUGCUCUUCCUGAAGUUCCUGGAGUACUUCCACAAGCUGCAGCUCUUCAUCUGGUGGCUCCUGGAAAUUCACAUCAUCAAGAUUGUCUCCUCCUACAUCAUCUUGGUGUCAGUCACAGAGGUGUCCCUGCUGAACUCGGUCUUCCUGGCGGCAUGGGCCUUUGCACUGCCCUACAGCCAGUUCCGCCCACUCGCGUCCAGCGUCUGCACCGUCUGGACCUGCGUUGUCAUCAUCUGCAAGAUGUUGUACCAGCUCGAGACCAUCAAGCCUGAGACCUACUCCAGCAGCUGCUCCAUGCCCCUUAACUACACAGACGAGCAGAGGAAGUACAUGAACAGGUCUGUGCUCUACCUGCAACCCGUGGACCCUGCCAACUGGGUUGGCCUGAAGAAGUUCACCUCCCUCCUGCCCAAUCUGAGGAACAACCUUCUGAUGCUGGCCAUCUUGGCAUUUGAGGUCACCAUCUACAGACACCAGGAGUAUUUCCGCCUUCGGAACAAGCUCUCCCCUCCCCCCUCCAGGACCAUCUUCCACGACAUAACUCGCCAGCACCUCGACCAUGGCAUCAUCAACUGUGCCAAAUAUUUCAUCAAUUACUCUUUCUACAAGUUUGGGGUGGAGGUGUCCUUCCUGUUGGCGGUGAACGUGAUUGGCCAGCGGAUGGACUUCUACUCCAUGCUACACGCCGUGGCACUGGCCUGUGUCAUGUACCGACGGAGGCGGAAGGCCAUCGCUGAGAUCUGGCCCAAAUACUGCUGCUUCCUGGCAUGUAUGCUCACCUUCCAGUACUUCGUGUGUAUCGGCAUCCCACCAGCAGCCUGUAAAGAAUACCCCUGGAGAUUCUCGGCUGCCUCGGAGUCCAACGUCAUCAAGUGGCUCUACCUGCCUGAUUUCCGCACCGGCCCAAACCCCAAGUUUCUCAUCUACGACUUCAUGCUGCUGUUGAGCGCGUCCCUGCAGAGGCAGGUGUUUGACGAGGAGAACAAAGCAGCGGUGCGCAUGAUGGCAGGAGACAACGUGGAGAUUUGCAGAGACCUGGACGCUGCCUCCUUUAGCGUACACAACCCAGUCCCCGACUUCAUACACUGCAGGUCGUACCUGGACAUGCUAAAAGUGAUCAUGUUCAGCUACCUGUUCUGGUUCGUCCUCACCAUCAUCUUCAUCACGGGCACCACGCGCAUCAGUAUCUUCUGCAUGGGCUACCUGGUGGCCUGCUUCUACUUCCUGCUGUUCGGCGGCGAACUACUGCUCAAGCCCAUCAAGAAGAUUCUGCACUACUGGGACUUCCUCAUCGCCUACAACGUCUUCGUCAUCAGCAUGAAGAACGUCUUCUCCAUACUCGCGUGUGGAUACAUCAGACAGCUGUUGGUGAACUGCUGCUGGCUCAUCCAGUUGCUGAGUCUCUCCUGCACAAUCAAGGACUACGAGAACCUGCCAGAGUCUCAUAAAGACUGCGACUUGCCACGGGACGAGGCAGGCAUCAUCUGGGACAGCAUCUGUUUCAGCUUCCUGCUCCUCCAGAGACGCGUCUUCAUGAGCUACUACUUCCUUCACGUGGUGGCCGACAUCCGCGCUGGACAGAUACUGGCUUCCAGAGGAGCGGAGCUGUUCCAGGCCUCCAUAGUGAAAGCAGUGAGAGCUCGCAUAGAGGAGGAGAACAGAUCAAUGGAGCAGCUCAAGAAACAAAUGGAGAGCAUCAAGAUCCGCCAGCAGAAGUUUAAGAGGGGGAAGGAGAAGCUGUUGAGCAUGACUCGAGAGUCCGCGGACGACCAGGAACUUGCCCCGCCCCCCGAAGAAGAAGACGAUGACGGAGCAGAAAAAGAGAAAAUCAAAGGCCAUAAAAAGCCCUGGUGGAGGCCUUGGGUUGAUCAUGCUUCCAUGGUGAGGAGUGGAGAUUACUACCUGUUUGAGACCGACAGCGAAGACGAGGAAGACGAGGAUGACAAAAAAGAGGAGGAACCUCCCAAGAAAUCAGCCUUCCAGCGAGCCGUUGGAAAGUUCGCCUCCGCUGUCCUGGCCCUGCCUAGGUCUAUCAUAAAACUGCCCAAAACUAUCCUGCAGUAUCUUAUCAGGGCCACUAAGUUUGUGUACCAUGCCUGGGUCACUGACUCCAGAACAGCCCUGAAGGAGCGCAGCAAGGAGCGCCGUCAUUUCUGGAAGCGAUACAGCAGAGGGCGCAAAAGCAGGAAGGACAAGAAUAAAGAUUAUGUGUCAAUUGAAGUAGGCGACGAUGAACCGCAGAGCUCAGAGGAGAAGAAGGAUGGUCCAGACAACAUCAUUAAGCGGAUCUUCAACGUCCUGAAGUUCACCUGGGUGUUGUUCCUGACCACGGUGGACAGCCUGACCGUGUGGAUCAACUCCAUCUGCAGGGAGUACAUCGACAUCUCCACCGUGCUGCGCAUCGAACGCUGCAUGCUUACCAGAGAGGUUAAGAAGGGCAACGUGCCGUCACGCGAGAGCAUCCACGUCUACUACCAGAAGCAGCUGCGUCUGAACGCCUCACGGGAGUCUGGCCUGGACCACAUCAGCGAGGAGGACAUGAGCUCAGGCUCGCUCCGGGGCCGGCGCCGGCGCAGGGUGUGCACAAUGGAGAGCCAGGACUCAGGGGCGUCCAGGGACAGCAUGUCCAGCGCAUGCACAGAGGCCACUACUCUCUUCUCACACCAGUCCACGCUGGACGACCUGGACGACAUUCCCCAGAACGUGCCCAAGACCAGCGAACGGGCGCGGCCCAAGCUGCGCAAAAUGUACGGCCUGGACAUAUCCAACUCGUCCAUGGAGAGCGGCAGCAGCGCUGGAUCCAGCGAGGCCACUCAGUGCAUCACUUUAUUCUCAAGGCAAGGCACCAAUGACACCAUUGAGGAGGUGGAGGAGAGCCCUGAACAGGCUGCAGAACCGGAUACUGUGGAAUCGGAUACCGUGGAACCGGAUACAGUGGAACCAGAAACUGUGGAACCGGAUACUGUGGAACUGAAUACCGUGGAACUGGACAUCAGGCAAAUGGGCACCUUGGAACAGUACCUCAGGGAACCUUACACCGGGCAACCGGACACCGGCACUGGGGAACUGUGCACAGUGGAACCAUACACUGGGGAACAGUAUUCCGGGGAUCUCGACAGCAAGGAACCGGGCAUCGGUGAACCAGAGACCACGGAACAGGACACUGAGGAAAUGGAGACUGGGAAACAGGAGACUGGAGAACCAGAGACUGGGAAACAGGAGACUGGAGAACCAGACACUGGGAAACAGGAGACUGGAGAACCAGAGACUGGGGAACAGGAAACUGGAGAACCAGACACUGGGGAACAGGAAACUGGAGAACCAGACACUGGGGAACAGGAAACUGGAGAACCAGACACUGGGGGACCAAACACUGGCUCCCCAGGCGCCAUCAAGCCUGAAGAAGAGCAGGACCUUGGAGACCCUGAGCAGGCUGAACAGGAGCAGCCUGAGACCAAGGAUGAUGGCAGAGCUCUGAGCUCCGGCAGGGAGGAUGAGCAGUUCUCGGGCCCGGAGUACCAACCCUCGGAGCGGGCAGCUGGCCUCCUCUACACGCCCGACACGGACGCCCCCACCACGUCGGACGUGGAGGUGCCGCCCAGCUACAGCAAGGCGGUGAGCUUCGACAGGCUGUCCAUCAGCUCGGAGGACAACCGGAGGCUCAUGCUGAUGACAUCGGACAGCAGAUCAGAUAUGGAGGACUCGCUGCUGCCUUCUCAGACCACCGACCUCACCGCCAGUGAGCUCCUGCUCAACAAAAUGUUCUACGACGAAGAGCUGGAGAGCUGUGAGUGCUUCUACAAGGCGCAGCCACUGGGCCUGCAGCUGUGCUAUGCCCUCUACAACCUGCUGGUGGCGCACUCCGAGAUGGUCUGCUACCUGGUCAUCAUCCUCAACCACAUGAUCUCGGCCUCCAUGGCAACGCUGGUGCUGCCUGUGCUCAUCUUCCUGUGGGCUAUGCUGUCCGUGCCGCGGCCCAGCAAACGCUUCUGGAUGACGGCCAUCGUCUACACCGAGGUCACCAUCGUCAUCAAAUACUUCUUCCAGUUCGGCUUUUUCCCCUUCAACCAGAACCUGGAGGUGGACCGCAAGCGUCCGUACCACCCGCCCAACAUCAUCGGCGUGGAGAAGAAGGACAGAUAUGUGCACUACGAUCUCGUGCAGCUGUUGGCCCUGUUCUUCCAUCGCUCCAUUCUCAAGUGUCAUGGUCUGUGGGACGAAGACGACCCCAAAGCGACGAAGAAGGAAGACGCAUCCCCCCAUCGCGACGAGUCCGAGGACGAGGGGAGAGCGAGGGAGGAGGAGAGGAUGAGGAGCUGGUCCCCACGCUUCGGAAAGACCGCGGCCACGAGCUUCUCGGCCGGUUCGCCCCAGACGCACGCGCAAGUGCACGUGCACUCCCCUGAGCAGCGCACGUACCAGCGACGAAAGAGCUCCAGUGGGGGCUCGCAUCUCUCCCACCACUCAUCCCUGCGCUCCAAGAGAGGAAGCACAAGCACCAGGAACAGCAGCCGGCGGGACGGCAGAGAGGCCGGAGUGCCGCUCAAGAGCCGCAGGGAGCUAAUCGCCGAGAAGCUCCGGGAGCAGCUCAUCAAAGCCAGAGUUUUCCUCCUCAGGAAAGGGAUGGAGGUCUACCACCCAAUACGCCAGUUUUUCUACAACCUCAUCCACCCGGAGUACAGCGCCGUGACCGAUGUCUACGUCCUCAUGUUCUUGGCAGACACGGUCGACUUCAUCAUCAUCGUGUUUGGCUUCUGGGCCUUUGGGAAACACCAGGGCGGAGCGGACAUCACGUCCUCGCUGUCUGAGGACCAGGUCCCGGGGCCCUUCCUCGUCAUGGUCUUGAUCCAGUUCGGCACCAUGGUGGUGGACCGGGCUCUGUACCUGCGGAAGACCGUGAUGGGCAAAGUGAUUUUCCAAGUCAUCCUAGUGUUCGGCAUCCACUUCUGGAUGUUCUUCAUCCUGCCCGGAAUCACGGAGAGGCGUUUCAGCCAGAACACGGUGGCCCAGCUCUGGUACUUCGUGAAGUGCAUCUACUUCGGCCUGUCAGCGUACCAGAUCCGCUGCGGCUACCCCACCCGCGUCCUGGGUAACUUCCUGACCAAGAGCUACAACUACGUCAACCUCUUCCUGUUCCAAGGGUUCCGCCUGAUCCCAUUCCUGACGGAGCUGAGGGCUGUCAUGGACUGGGUGUGGACGGACACCACCCUCAGCCUGUCCAGCUGGAUCUGCGUGGAGGACAUCUACGCCCACAUCUUUGUGCUCAAGUGUUGGAGGGAGUCAGAAAAGCGUUACCCUCAGCCGCGGGGGCAGAAGAAGAAGAAGGUGGUGAAGUAUGGUAUGGGCGGGAUGAUUGUCAUGUUGCUGAUCUGUAUCGUCUGGUUUCCUCUGCUCUUCAUGUCACUGGUCAAGUCAGUGGCUGGCGUCGUCAACACACCGCUAGACGUGUCUGUCAGCCUCACACUCGGAGGCUUCCAGCCAAUCUUUACGAUGAGCGCUCAGCAGAAGAACCUCAACAACAUCACUUACGCAGAAUUCACCAAGUUUGUAAAAAUGUAUAGCCAAGAUUCGACAGCACAGCAGUUCCUGGAGGCGUACGUGUAUCAGGACGUGACCAUCGCCCACCUGGAGGGCAGCUCCAACUCACUGUGGACCAUCAGCCCCCCCAGCAGAAGGAACCUGAUCGGCAUGCUGAACGCCACCAGCGACCUCCCCCUGACCAUAACCUGGUCCAUACAGAGAAACCUGAGUUUAGGAGCCAAGGCAGAGACUGCAACAGGGAAACACAUCAUCAACUUAGACCAGCCCACCAAAGACAGCCUAAAAGAACUGCUAAGCGGACCGACAAACUCUCCUGUAUGCAUCAAAAAUAUCUUUCCGAGAUAUCUUCGGGCUCCCAGUGACUCCAACGCCAAACGCAUCGAGCAGCUAGAGAAAGACUUUCAGAACAUCACGCUGACCUUGGACCGGGGCAACAGCAGCGAGGGGAAGAUUCAGGAAUGGUGGAUUGUCAACCAGACAGAGCCGGGCCCAAUUGUGCUAAAGACAGUGGACUACGCGCAGGCUGGGCUGGAGCUUUACAUCAUCAGUGACCAGGUCAGCCCCCCCAGCUUGGGUUUCCUGGCUGGAUACGGCAUCAUGGGUCUGUACAUGUCCGUGGUGCUGGUGAUCGGCAAGUUCGUGCGCGAGUUCUUCAGUGGCAUCUCGCACACCAUCAUGUUCGAGGAGCUGCCCAACGUGGACCGCAUCCUCAAACUCUGCACCGACAUCUUCCUCGUCCGCGAGACCGGGGAGCUGGACUUGGAGGAAGACCUCUACGCCAAGCUCAUCUUCCUCUACCGCUCGCCAGAGACCAUGAUCAAAUGGACCAGGGAGAAGAACAAGUGAGGAUGGAAGAUGGUAGUGACAUUAGACCCGGUGCCCAAGAAGCUUCUAGUCAACAUGGAAUAGCACAAGGCCGUGUGUGUCUGGAUACUGUUAGCACUCGCAGCUGCGCCUUAUAACCUGUGACCGCACGUGCUGCGCCACUGGACUGUCACAAGCUGUGGUCACCCCAUCACUGACCUGCAGCCACUUGUACAUUUUGAAAGGCUUUUAGUGGACAUAAAGACUUCCCAUCAUGCAUCACUGCAAACACAACCCUACACAACUGGGAGUGCAUGAGCCAAGGGGGUGGUCCUGUGUGGAUUGACAGACCAGUCCCACUGUGAUUAAGAUCAGACACUUUUAACCGGGAAAAAGUGAUUUUUAAGGGACCUGUUUGUCAAGCACUUUUUUGUUUUGUUUGUCUGUUUGUUUGAUGGGGGCGACAACAACUUCUGGUUUUGCAGAAGGCGAGAGAAACUCACACGACAGCAAUCAUCCAACAGUCUAUAUUGCCUUAUUUAGUUUGCACAAGUAGCUGCAUUUUCACUCACUGUCUCAGGAACACAUAGCACAAACACACACUUCACCGGGAAUUGGCCCCCACCUACACUGCACUGUCCAUCCUAAGCUCUCAUCUCCCACUCCAACCCGCGGAAACAAUCCGUUAAUAUGCACAGGAAGCAGUUUGUACGUGCCAGGGUCACAUGAUGCCGACUUCUCACAAAGCACGGACUUUUCAGGAAGGUUAUUCUAGUUUCCGUUUGUAGUUCCUUGUGCUGUACUACACUCGAGUCAUCAGAGUGUCCGGCGGAAAAUACAGGCUCGUAUGGGAAAGCAAGAAAAUGGUUGCUUACAUCGAUGGGACGAAGCAAUGUGAAAAUGCAAGCGUAAACAGAACUGAUUGUGCGGGGGUGGUGAGGGGGCGGAGCUUCGCUUGUACAUAUUCGGUGAGACGUAUGACGCACCCACGCACAGAGAGCGGUUUCCUGAGUCUGGCUGUUGGGAACCGAGUAGGCUCUGGGCAGUAGAGGUUACAGCUUGCAAAUCUUAGCGUGUGGUCCAGUGCGCCACCCUGGUCACGGAGGCAUCACCAGAGCGCUGGGUGUAUGAGGUUUUGGAUGGAGAACACCACCCCACCUCCAUGAACUAUGCAUUAUUUAAAGACAUUGUAGCAUGAGAGAAUAAUUACUAUUUGACAUGAGACAUUUUCACUGUAUGCUUUUACAGAGACAGUGUGAAGCUUUAUUAGGGUUAGCGUGUACCAGUGUCACGAUGGAACUGAAAAGCAGAAAUGACCUUCAAUAAAGCACAUAGCAGAAGGACCUUAUUUUUCUCUUUUACACUUUGCUGUGCACUCAUUACAAGAACGUUUAAAAUUCAGAUUUUUUUCUCUGUCGAGUCGAUUGUCCAUGUGUACAUUAAACGAAGAAAGCUUUACGGCUGAUGCACACAGAAGGAAAAGCAGUCAACUCGCCACAGAUUACGGCUGAUCGAUAUGUCAUCUGUUAAUCGUUCUCAAAAGUAUUGGCCUCAACGGAAUCGCAAAAUCCGUUGUGUGUGUGUGUGUGUGUCAGCCGGGUCACACGAGGGGUCCAGCCAGCACAGGGGUUGGGGGGGUGGGGUGUGUGUUUCUGUCACACUCGCAGCGUAAAGCAUCACAGUGGUGUGUGACGUGCAGCUCCGGAUCCAGUGAGAUUAGAAAAUGAACUUGCGAUGCGACGUUAUGUCGGAAACUGCUGCCCUAAAUCUGUUUAACAGGCAGUCCGGCAGAGGACUUGGCGGCGCGGCCUUGAUACGCUUUAUUUGUGGCGCUGAUGGCAUUUUCGAUAUAUUAAACACUGCUCUGCUCUCCUGCCCCGUCUAAUGCACUCGUACAUCAAAGAGCCGGUGGGAGCGGAAAAAAAACCGCCCAUCAGCAGCCGAAGCACUCACAUACAUUACUGAUGAAGUACAGAUGGACCGGCGCAGGAGGUCAGCUCCGCGCUGAACGGGUGCGCGCCGUGCACGUUCACAUGUCUAUGGAGGCUGCAAUGGAAAAAUGUCGCCAGCUAUUAGUGGGGUGAACCAGAGGAAACAUAAGCGUCAGUAUUAUUUUAAAAUUAACCUCAAAGUUUUAACCUCAUCGUGUUAUUAAACUAAGGAGCGUCCCCCCCGAGAGGUUAAAAACUUACCC
This is a messenger RNA of Electrophorus electricus (electric eel), 11807 nucleotides long. The record is from RefSeq and is a predicted model, not a curated record. NCBI's taxonomy places the organism in Eukaryota, Metazoa, Chordata, Actinopteri, Gymnotiformes, Gymnotidae.